Molecule: messenger RNA, 495 nt
Organism: Anisakis simplex (herring worm)
Lineage: Eukaryota; Metazoa; Nematoda; Chromadorea; Rhabditida; Anisakidae
Source: the annotation of a GenBank genome assembly
CGUAUUGAAAUGGAAGCAAUCGAGAAUGUCUUGAAGGAACGAGGUUUAUCUCUACACGAAAUAUCAGCAGACGGCGAUUGUCUUUAUAAUGCAAUUGCGCAUCAGUUAUCGCUUAUGAGUAAAUCAUCAAAUGAUAAGAUAUCGAUGUCUGAUAUUCGAUCUAAAGCGGCAACGUACAUUCGAUCACACAAAGAUGAUUUCUUGCCAUUUUUGAGUAGUCGUGAUGGAGAGCCGAUAAGUGAAUUUUAUUUUGAUGAAUACUGUAAUCUUGUUGAACGUUCGUGUGAAAAUGGCGGUGAAUGGGGUGGAGAACCUGAGUUACGCGCCUUAUCGAGUGCUCUCGAAAGAAGUAUCAUUGUGAUUCAGCCAGAAGGGCGUCUCAUUAAAUUUGGUGACGAGUUCAGCUCCAAGACACCAAUAACAAUCACUUUUCAUCGAUACGCCUUCAAUCUUGGUGAACAUUAUAAUUCGACUAAACCGAUCAAUAGAUUAUAA